This is a messenger RNA of Epinephelus fuscoguttatus (brown-marbled grouper), 3526 nucleotides long. RefSeq names its product carboxypeptidase N subunit 2. The coding region runs from base 1042 to 2607 and encodes 521 amino acids. The record is from RefSeq and is a predicted model, not a curated record. Lineage: Eukaryota; Metazoa; Chordata; Actinopteri; Perciformes; Serranidae. Gene Ontology annotation, molecular function: protein binding. Gene Ontology annotation, cellular component: plasma membrane. The transcript has 2 exons.
UCUUAAUUUUCAUCUGGUUUUAUCUUUGUUAUUAUUUUGUUCUAUCUCUAUUUAUCUGAUUUUAGUCUUUUAUCUUAAUUUCUCUUUAAUUUUAUUGUAUUCUAUCUUUAUUUAUAUUAUUUUAUCUUAAUUUAACUUAAUUUUUUCUAGGUGUAUUUAUGUGAUUUUAAUCGUUCUUUUUGUUAUCUUUAUUUAUCUUAUCUUGUCUAUUUUUUGUAUUUUAUCUUAGAGUUAUUUUAUUCUAUCUUUGUUAAUCUAAUUUUAGUCUUUUUUAUCUUAUUUUAUCAUAAUCUAUAUUUCUUCAUAUUAUGUUAAUUUUAUUUUUUAUUCUAUCUUUAUUCACAUUAUUUUACCCUUAUUGCAAUGUGUGCCUUUAUUGCUGAGCUGAUUCGUUCUCUCAUUUAUUACAUGUCACUCUACCUCUGGCCCUGUGUUUAUCUUUGUGUGACUAAUAAAGUAAAGUUUGCUGUUCUGGGUGAUGUUAUUUUGUUAUAUCACUCAGUGUUAAAUAUUCUGCACUGCUGUUUUGCCCUUUUGCUUACGUCUCUAGUGAAAGACUAAUGUUUUUCAAAAGACUUCCAGGUUAAAAACAAAGUAAAUAGGAUUAUUAGUAUUUGUAGUAGUAAUAUUUGUUAUUUCUGACCUAUGUAAGAAAAAAAAACGAAUAACUGGAAAGAGUGAUGAAAGCAUGUGUUCUCUGGGCUCUGUUUGUCUUGUUUUGGUAAACAGUGACUCAUCUCUGACAGAUUUCUGCUGAAACUAGCAUAAAAAAAGAUUUUGCUUUUUUCUACAUGUUGUAUAAUAUAGCAACAUAUAAAAAAUCAACUAUUUUGCAAACUGUGAGCAAAUAUUCUGAAUUAAAGGACUGUCCACUUUUUUUGUCGUGAGCAAAUGAAACCAUGGCAGGAGCUGGCCGCUGACCAAAGGUUCUGUCUUGCCUAAUUCAGAGUUGUUGUCAUUUGCACUCUGUGUCAGUUGGCUUGUAGAUCCACGAGGAAAUUUGACUCAAUGCUGCCGGAUCCCUGUAACGCAGAGUGAAAAAUGGACAAAGAAUUGGGCCUGUGUCUGUUCCUGGUGCUGCUUCUCUGUCACAAAGGCAACACACUGCCACACACCUCAUGUCCAUACACUUGCCAGUGUUUCACUUCAGUCCAGAUACUGUGUGCUGACGAACGGAUGUCAUCUUUACCCAGGAACAUGUCCAGGCAGGUCAAGGACCUUAUUGUAAUAAAAACAGCUGUGGCGUACCUGUACCCCGACACUUUAGAGGAGAGCCCCCAACUCACCAAGCUUGUCUUCAUGAGCAAUGCACUGCGAAGUAUUCACUCCCAGGCUUUUGAGCAUCUGACCGAGCUGCAGGAGCUGGAGAUCAGUGGGAACCCCUGGCUGGAGCAUUUAUUUCUGGGGACUUUUUCAAAGCAGGAAAAUUUGAUCAAACUGCUGCUUAACUACAACAAGUUCAAGACAGUGCUUCUUGGCAUGUUUGACUCUCUUAAAAAGCUUGAAACUCUGCAGAUGAAGGGAAACUUCAUAUCUGAGCUGCCUUCAUUUAUUUUCCUGAACCUCCACAAUCUGCGUGUCCUGGAUUUGUCCAUAAAUAAGCUUGAAUAUGUAAACAGGGAAACUUUUUCUGGGCUGGCAAGACUGGAGAUCCUAAACAUCAACAGCAACCUUAUCAGCAAUCUUACUUCGGACUUGUUUUACAAUAUGUCUCAGCUGACAGAGCUUCACUUAGAGGGGAAUAAGAUAUCAGAGCUCGCUGACGAUAUCUUCUUUGACUUAACCAAACUAAAAGUGCUGAACCUCCGUGGAAACCUUCUUACAACCUUCAGUGACAAAGUGUUUGGAUUUGAGGUCUCAGAUUUGACAGAGCUGAAUCUAAAAGGCAACAGAUUGACUCAGCUGUCCUCUUUAAGCAGUUUGACGUCUCUUACUGACCUAAUCUUGUCCUCCAACCAGCUCUCUGAACUUCCUGGGGACGUUUUUAGAAAUGUAACACUCCUGGAGAAUCUGGACCUGUCUGAAAACAAGUUCACCCUGCUGCCCGAGAUGAUCUUUCAUGAACUAAUUGGCAUCAAGUCGAUCCACCUACACAAGAACAACCUGAGCAAAGUGGAUGCCAAGCUGUUCGAGGACCAGGUGCUCAUUCAGCAGCUCUACCUGUCUGACAACCAGCUGGAAAGUCUCCCACUGGGCGUUUUCGACCAUUUUGCCAUCCAGCACACAGUGAGGCUGCACGGGAACCCCUGGAAAUGUGACUGCCACAUGUGGUAUUUGCACGACUGGGUGCAGAGAAACAGCCGAGACAUACAGAUGCUCGACAGGAUGCUCUGCAGGAGCCCCAGCUUUUUGAAAAGACGGGCAGUCAUCUCCAUUGAGAAGGACCAGUUGGUGUGUGAGGGGUCUACAUUUGACAUGCCUGAUCUCAGUGGCUGUAGCCUGCAGUCUUCUGGUGACACUGUGAUUGUCAAUUGCAAAGUGGAGAAAUGCUCUCCACUAACAGUGAAGGUACAGUUUCAGGAGGAUGACGGCAGUGUAGUGGAGCAUAUUUUGAAAGAAGAGUUUCAGUGUAGCAAUGAGACAACCACUGACAUCCCUGCUGAGUAGUUCUUUCUCACACUCAGACUUUGUUCUCUGUGCAAAUACGUCGUCAUGCAUCUGGUCUUUCUUCAUACGAAAAGUCAAAUUAUAUGUUCAGACUGUCACAGUCAAUACUGUAAACAACGCAGUGGCUGAUAACCAGCUUACAUGAUAAGAGGGGUGGAUGAACUCUUUUCUUGUAAAGUUCAAAGUUCAACCCACUAUAUUUUAAGAUCACUGCUAAGAGGAACAUGUUAAUAAUCUGCUAACAUGUUGAAUCUCCAGUAACUGUCUCUGGCACACUCAGCUAUGUGCACCAGCAUUAUCAAACUGGGCAAUGAUCGGGGCAGGAUAUUAAGGAAUGAUGCAAUAUGUCCUUUUACGGGUAUAUCAUGUAUUUUGCCAUUUUCAAGAAGUUUGGGAACAGUUGCUAAUUUAAAACGUCAAUAAAAUGUAUAUUUGCUUAUUCAAGUGAUUUGCUCAUUCAAACAUUUACAACUCUUUGAAAAGACAGGAAACAGUUUGUCCUUAUAAGGCAGUGGUGGAGGAAGUAUUCAGCAUUCAAAUCCUUUACUUGUCUGUAACUCUAGAGAAACAUAGUUGAUUGUUGAGUCUCAUUCCCAGGUCGUCAGAUACCAACACUUUGGGUUUUUAGUCAGACUGAAACCACAACCCAAAGUGCUGGUAUUUGACGACCUGGGAAUGAGACUCAACAAUCAACUAUGUUUCUCCAGAGUUACAUACAAUGUUUUAACUUGAAGAUUUCCAUCCCACAAUGUAAAAAUACUCAAACUGAACUCGUGAUGUUUUUUGAGUAAAAGUACUAGCAUAAUGACAGCCUGUAUUAUGUUAUAUUAGAUUACUGUUACGGAUGCAUUCAUGUGUAUACAGUCAGCUUUGUCACCAGAAUAAAAUGUUGGCAUUGUACACUUUUGCAAACCACAAA